CGCCGCCGUAGAAUUUCCGCCCAGGGCGUUUGUGGUCCUAAAACCGGCAUUGGAUUUGAGAAUCCGGUGUCGCAUAUCAAGCACACAGCUGCUGCAACACCGUGGUUUCGCCGACCUAAAUAACUCAAGUAGGCUAUGGGGGCUGCACGCUGCACGACCGAGGACGACGCAAGUCAAGACUGCAAGCCGUGUCAAUGCGGCAGCGGCGCGGCUGCGCGCGCAGAGCCCGCCUAACCGCCAAUACCGCUCUGCAUCUCGGUCGCUAAAUACGCGCCUGUCUAUACUUCGCUAAAUAUCGACGCGGCAACGUGCACACCCGGAUAAUCGAAAUUGUGACUUAAUUCUGUGAACAAAACCAAAAUAACAAUUAAAAAGACCGCCAAUUUUUCGGCGGAAAUCUCAUAGUGAUUGGAAUAAUCGAUUAAACUAUUUGGAUAAUAAAUGAGCGAGCGGUAGUCGUUAUGGUAAUGCGGAGCGGUCGAGUCAAAGGUCACAGAACUGGAGGAUAGCGAAGAGGCAGCGUCCGUAUUCAACGUGAAAGACAAUGACGCAUCGAAACAAACCAAAUACUUGAAGUACAUGUACCAAAUAGUCAGUAUGUGGCUGCGGGCGGCACGGGCGCUGCGGAGCGUGCGGCGAGCAUUGCUGCUACUGCCACUCUUGCUGACCGCUCUGGCGCUGCUGUUACUGCCGCGUCCGCCACUGCUCGACCAUCCGCUGCACAGCCCCAGCCCGCCGGUGGCGCCAGCCCCGCCACUGCCCGUCGAACACCUCCAGAGCCUAGACGGAAAAGAGGAAGACAAAUUGAAACGUGACGAACCCGAGGAAGAGUUCCAUGACGACGACGUGUCCAUCCGGCCGUGGUACAUGCGCGGCGGGGAGCAGCAGCCCAAGAAACACGACCCUGACUUGCCGCUCUUCCCUGAGGAUGCGCCUGGCGAUGACAGAAUUGUGCAGCAGUUAAUGUACAAACUUCCAAAUGACGACGUGCCUAUAAAGAAGAUUCUGUUAGCUAACGGACUGAGCUCAUGGGGAGUGUCGGCGGGACGGCAAGAAUUCAUCAAAAACAACUGUCCCGUCGACCGGUGCUCGCUGACGGCAGACUCGCGGGACGCAGGCACCGUGGACGCCAUCCUGUUCAAAGACCAUCACACGCCGUUCAACGUACCACGUCCGCCCAAACAGAUCUGGAUCCUGUACUAUCUGGAGUGUCCAUACCACACGGCUUCGCUGCGCCCCUCCUCCAUGGACCUGUUCAACUGGACGGCCACGUACCGCCGAGACUCUGACAUAGUCGCACCUUACGAGCGCUGGGUGUACCACGACCCGGCAUACACAGAGAAUAAAAUGGAAAGAAAUUUCGCCGCUAACAAAACUAAAAAGGUCGCGUGGUUCGUGUCAAACUGCCACGCUAGCAAUCGCCGGUUGCAGUACGCACGGAAAUUGUCAAAAUUAAUUUCAGUGGAUAUCUUCGGCGCUUGCGGCUCGCAACACUGCCCCCGGGCCGACCCCCAUUGCCUGGAGAUGCUGAAUAAAGACUACAAGUUUUAUCUUGCCUUCGAAAACUCCAACUGCCGGGACUACAUCACUGAGAAAUUCUUUGUCAAUGGCCUUCAACACAACGUUAUACCAAUAGUUAUGGGUGCGCGUGCGUCGGAAUAUGCGGCGGCUGCACCCCACAACUCUUACGUUCACGUGGACGAAUUCACGGGCCCUGAAGAGCUGGCUGCGUAUCUGCGGCGUUUGGACGAAAACGACACUCUCUACAACUCUUACUUCAAGUGGAAGGGCACCGGAGAGUUCAUUAAUACGUACUUUUUCUGCCGUGUGUGCGCCAUGGUGCAUGCGAACGACGUGCGCGGGCGCACCGGGCACUACACGGACGUGCAGGCGUGGUGGCGGAACGGGGCCUGCACGCGCGCCAACUGGCGCUCCGCGGAGCACGGCACCCGCGACAACGGAUAAUCUAUCUUAUUUUAUACCAUAAUAAUAAUCGGGUCAUUGUCAGGUCUAGCGUUGAAAAUAAGCAGGAAAUAUUUGCAUAUUUUUCAAAUUCCGUUGUUUUCGAAAAAAAUCACGUAAGCGCCAUCGUAUUUUCUACUUUGGUUUAAUACCUAAGUAGAAAAUACGAUGUCGCUAAAUUUUCAACGCUAGUUAGGCUACACAGGCUACAAUUACGCCCAUCCACCAUGAUCAUAAAAAUAUCUUAAAAUGAAAGUAUACUUUAUAAAGUAGGUACUUUCGUGUAAGAUGUUUGUGAUUAUCGAUUUAUUCCUUCGUGACGCCGCCACUGCCGCCAGUGUCGGAGCGUGUGAUCGGUUUAUUAAAUUGUAAGUUGUAGAGCUCAGAUGUUUUUAUUUAUUGUUAUCGUUUAUAGCAUCGGUGACUGAUAUGUAUCACGUCCAUUAAGGCAUGUAAUGUUAAGUAAUGUAUGGCAGGCCAUAUGACUACACUAAUAUAAUAAAGCUGAAGAUUUUUUGUGUA
Molecule: messenger RNA, 2484 nt
Organism: Plodia interpunctella (Indianmeal moth)
Lineage: Eukaryota; Metazoa; Arthropoda; Insecta; Lepidoptera; Pyralidae
Gene: FucTA
Product: alpha1,3-fucosyltransferase A
Exons: 11
Coding region: 580-1965 (461 amino acids)
Cellular component (GO): membrane
Molecular function (GO): fucosyltransferase activity
Source: RefSeq, a predicted model, not a curated record